AGAGAAAGAGAGAGAGAGAGAGAGAAGAGGUGAAGGGGUAGAGUGAGAAAGAGGAGGGGAUAAUUUUUAAAGCAGGCCUAGUAGUAUCUUGUGUUGCCAGUAGAAACUAUUCAACUGGAAAAGGACAGCAAGGCUUGGAGAGACCCAGAUAUAUAUUACAGUAGAGAGAGAGAGAGAGAGAGGGAGAGGGAGAGGCUGAUCCAUUGUAACAGCUGCCAGGAACUGUGAGAAGGCACUUUGUCCAGACUACAGUGCUACAGACCCUCUCCUCAUCAUGGGCAAAUCAGCCUCCAGGCUGUUUUGUGAGGAGGUGCUGAAGAGUCACAAUGAUUACAGAAGGAAGCACCAGGCUCCACCACUGAAGCUCAGCAAGAAGCUGUGCACAGAGGCAGCGAGAUAUGCAGAGAGUCUGGCCAGCACCAGGAUCCUGAAGCACAGUGUUGAGUCCAGCAGAGGAAGCUGUGGAGAAAACCUAGCCUGGGCAUCUUACGACCAGCCCGGUAAGGAUGUGUCUGACCGCUGGUAUAAUGAGGUGAAUCAGUACAACUUCAACCAGCCUGGCUUCUCCUCUGCCACCGGUCACUUCACUGCCAUGGUGUGGAAGAGCUCGAAGAAGCUGGGCGUGGGUAAAGCCGUGGCAUCAGAUGGUUCCACCUUUGUGGUGGCUCGAUACUUUCCAGCAGGCAACAUCACCAAUCAGGGCCACUUCCAGGCGAAUGUCCUGCCCCCUAAAAGCUGACCAAAGGAAACCCCAGGAACCAGAGGCUAGAGGACAUGUGGACUUUGGGACAUGCCUGAGAACGGCUAACAGGAGCUCCAUAAGGACAAACAUGGCGACACUGACCAUACAUGCAGUAUUUGAACAUCCCUAAUGUGUUACACUUACCUUGAAUACUUACUUAAUCCGAGCUCAUGAUUACUGACCAUCAUUAGAUGUCUGCUGGAGGUUUUGAACACAAACUGGUCUGCAAGUGAAAGAUCUGGAUUACUGUAAUCACAUGCUUAGUCUUCCUGAUCUUUGUGAACAUGGGUUUUACAAGAACUUUAACACUGACUGAGCUCAUGUAAUGUCUAAUGGAAAUGUGCCUUCAUAUUUUUAUAUUCAUAUAAUUAUUGCUAAAGUUUGGUGUGAGUCAAAGGGAGACCCAAAAAUCUUCAUGCAUGUCAUUAAUUCUAAGAUAUGGAAAUUUGAUUAGAUGUUAUAAUACCUUGGUUUUAUCAUCUAGUUCAGCCUAAUAAUAUAGUCCUAAAAAUAAAAGUGCUUUAAAUAGUUCUAAGUAAUGCCAUAGACUAAUCACUUUUAUUUCAUAAAGAACCAUUAUUAUAAUUAUAGUGAAGAAUUAUUCAAUUGUAAGAACCUUUAAAAAUGUUUAAUUUAGGUCUAUACAAUGUUCAUCACACUCAUAAAUCACAAUUACAUUAAGAAUUUUCUCUGUGGUAAACUUGAAUAACCAAAGUGAAUAAACAAUUUUAAAUAAGGUUACAUGAAUUAAGUGUUUACAACAGAAUGUCUGAGCUGAUUAUAAUUCAUAUUAAAAACUAGUUUAAGACAUUAUUUACCCUCUAUAGCAUAACAUUGAUGAUAUUUGUUGUGGAAAAAAAAAUCAGCACGAUUUCAGUGUGAUCUAACUCCGCGAUGUUGCUCUGAGGCAACAAAUAUAAAAAAUCCUGGGGAGUAAUUUAAAAUAGAAUAGUCAGUAAGCUUUAAAGUAGGCAUUUAAACAUAUUUCUUUAUAUAUUAAAACAUUAGGGGACACAGGAUAUUUAAAAAAGUGCUUUUGUUGCCUGAGGGCAACACCAUGUCAUAGAGGGUUAAUCACAUUAAACACAUUUUUAACUAAUGUCUAAAUUCAUUGUUUUUUACAACAUCCUUAAGCAUUAAAAUUUUAUAAUGUCUUAACUAGUGUAAAUUAAUAAAUAAUCCGCUGAGGCACUACUUAAGGUAGCACUCCUUAAGUUUUUUUUCCUUUAAAUCAAAAGCAGUCAUGUUUAAGUUACUUAAGAGUUUAACUUAAGCUAAUUUAAGCAUUGUAUUUAUUUGUUAUUAGUUUCAAGGUCAUAAAGUCAUAAAGUGAUGUCUAGUCUCUUUGUAAGUUUUAAAUGUGCAUAAUUCCCACAUCUGUGCAUCCUUGUUUACCAGCGUAAGGCAAACCACCUAGUCCAUCAAAGACCAGCUCAGGUCUUGAGCUACAUUUUUAAAGGGGUUUCCCUACCAAUUUUAGCCCAGUAUUUCCAAUGAUACAGUAAAAAGAAACAUCUUGACUGACUGAAUAGACCUGGGGCAAGUGGAAAAUUAAUUACUGUCUUUGGUUUGGGAGACCUACAGCACUAAACCUUUAUCAAUAAUCCGUCAUACAUUCAACAUGUUCAGUAAAUGCUCUUCAUAGGCUGACUGCAGUUCAUAUCUUGCACAGAAAUAGCAUUUGUUACUUUGAAUUCUUGUGUAUUAUGUAUUAAAUUUGCAACUGUUUUGA
Molecule: messenger RNA, 2474 nt
Organism: Astyanax mexicanus (Mexican tetra)
Lineage: Eukaryota; Metazoa; Chordata; Actinopteri; Characiformes; Acestrorhamphidae
Gene: glipr2l
Product: GLI pathogenesis-related 2, like
Exons: 5
Coding region: 275-739 (154 amino acids)
Cellular component (GO): extracellular region
Source: RefSeq, a predicted model, not a curated record